AUGAACUUUCAUUAUACAACAUCUACGACGCACCGUCCACAAACAAAAUCUUCACAUUUCAACGAAGACGCACGCUGUGAUAACGAGGUCAAUUUGAUCCUAGAAAAAAAUAAUACUCAACAUUUUAUUGAACAAUCAUCAAUCUCCAAAGACCAACAACAAAGUGUUGUCGUAAAUCAAACAGAUCAAUACUAUUUUAUGCCAAUUCGAGAGUUAAAUUCAACAAUGGCUUUACCUUCAUCAAAUAAUACUAAUACUAAUAAUAAUAAUAAUUCUAAUGUACUUGAUAGUUCAUCAAUAUUAUUAACUGAUCUUAAUAAUCCGUCCACACAAAAUCUAUUUGAUUAUUCAUCAUCAACACCAACUAUGAAUACAAUAGAUUUAUCAACAGUGAAUAAAUCUAAUACUAAUAAUAAUUUUAAUUUAACUGAUGCUGAUCUUGCCGCUCUAUUUGUAUCAUCUAUUGUUUCAACAACAACUAUUGAUAAUGAGAAUGAACUAUCAAGUAAUAAUAAUAAUAAUAAUAACAAUACAUUAGAUGAUGUUUUUUUACAACAAGUUAAUGAACUUGUUGAUUCAUCACAACCAAAAUCAAUUGGACCACCACCUGGUUUUGAAAAUUAUCAUUUUAAUAGAUCAUUAUCAUCGGAUAAUUCAAAAACAAUAUCAUCAAUUAGUAAUGUUGCUAUUCAACCACAAGUCUCUUCUUCAGAUACAAUCAAUUUUAGUCAGUUAUUACAAUCGACAAUAGUCGAUGCUCCACAGCAACAACCAAUUGGUGGUAAUGUUCAUUCAUCAUCAUCAUCUCAUUCAUCAUUUACAUCCGAUGAACAAUCUAUAUUUUUUCCAAUGACUAAUCAUCAUUACUCAUCAACAUCAUUAUCAAGUCAGAUUUUCUCCACUAAUAAUACACCUUCUUCAUCUACAACAACAACAACAACAAAUAAUUUAAUUAAUUCUAAUACUAAACCAUAUACACCCAAUAGUCUUUCAUUAAAAACGAAAAAUUUCUCAUCAAUUGAUACAAGUAAUAUAAAAAGUCCUAUAUCAACAAAAUCAAUCGAUGGUGAUUUAAUAAUAAAAUCUACGAAUACAACAUCAAGCCAUAUAUUUUCAUCACCAAACUCAUUUUUUAGUAAUAGUCAUAGAGAUUUUGCUUCAACAAAACCAUUAAUAAGUAAAACAUCAUCAACAAAUCGUCAAUCAUCAUCAUCAACUUCAUCAUCAACAUCAUCAUCAAUUGAUGAAGCACUUAUUCAAUUAAGUCAACAACAAAAACAACAACAAUCACAUGUACCAACAGUUAAUAAAUUAUUUUAUGAUGAAUCUUUAUCAAUAUUUAAUUAUUCAUCACCACAAAAGACAACAAUGACAAAUAUUGAUAAACAACAAAAUAUUGUACAUGAUAAUAUUAAUUUUCUUGCAUCAAUGGCAGUUGCAUCAACACCAGAACCAUCUUGGCAACAAACAACAGUUCCAUCAAAUAUAAAUAUAAAACAUAAAAUGCAAUCAUUAUUAAUUGAACAACAACAACAACAACAACAAACUAUGUUAUCACAAUCACCAUCAAGAAAUCUUUCGACUAAUAUGCAUGAAUUAAUGGAAAAUUUAAAUGAACUUUGUUAUCGAGGUUUCGAUGAACUUAAUGCACUUAUACAAGAACAACGAUGGGUAGAAAAUUAUCUUAAUGUAAAUUCACCAUCACAUCCAUCACCUAGUUCACCAUUAGUAAAUAUAAAUGGUACAAAUUGUUGUUCAUCACGAAUACUUGUUGUACCUGAAUAUUUUAUAUUUAAAUGUAAAAAAAUUGAAAUUACUGCAAGCGAUACUUAUGAAUUAUUAUCUAUUGGACGACCUGAAUUACGUUUACGAGAUUUAAUGUUUGUUUUUAAAUCAUGGAAAGAAUCAAUAACUAAUGCUGAACUUGUUCAUCAAGAAGAAGAAACAAGAUUAAGACUGAAUACUGAACAUCCUCAUACAUAUUAUAUGAAUGAAACAGUUUUACAAGCAGCGUUUGAUCAUAUAUCCUAUGCAAUUCGACAAUUAAGUAAUAUGACUCAACAAGCUCGUGCUGCUUUUCAAUAUGCUACAUUAAAUGUCUUUCAAAUGUCGUCACGACAACAACAAAGUCAAGGAUUAUCGAAUAGUUCCUUGUCAUCAAAUAUAAUUGCUUUUGCUCAAUUACAAGCAAUGCAACAACAAAAAUCAUCAUCAUCAUCAUCAUCAUCAUCAAUUCAUCGUAUAAGUGGUUCUUUACGUACAACACCUUAA
Rotaria sordida is the source of this 2271-nucleotide messenger RNA. The record is from the annotation of a GenBank genome assembly. NCBI's taxonomy places the organism in Eukaryota, Metazoa, Rotifera, Eurotatoria, Philodinida, Philodinidae.